AUGAAACUGACUUUUUUGAAACAACGCGCAUGCCCAGCGCACGCGCUCUUCGCAGCUUCCCUUGACCUUUGCCCCGCCGGCGGCCCUGGAGCCGGGGCCCGCGGGGCCAGGAAGCCGGAGCUCGUGCCCCCGAAGCAGAACGGCUGCGUGGCCAAGUACCUAGCCCAGAUCAUUGUGAUAGGCGUGCAGGUGGUGGGCAGGGCCUUUGCCCGGGCCCUGCGACAGGAGUUUGCAGCCAGCCAGGCAGCAGCUGACGCCCGGGGACGUGCCAGACACCAGUCUGCAGCCGCCUCCAACCUCUCCGGCCUCAGCCUCCAGGAGACGCAGCAGAUUCUCAACGUCUUCAAGCUGAGCCCUGAGGAGACCCAGAAGAACUACGAACACCUAGUCAAGGUGAGUGAUAAAUCCGUGGGCGCUUCCUUCUACCUGCUGUUAAAGGUGGUGCGAGCAAAGGAGCGCUUUGAGGAGCAACUCAGAAUCCAGGCCCAGGAAGACAGAGCGAGAGCAGCCGCCCAAAACGUGACCACUUGGCGCCUCCCACCGCGCCCACCGCCCCUCCACCCACCUCUAAUUUAUAGCUCGCAAAGCUGCUGCUUCACUGUGGCAGCAGCAGUUUGUUUAGAAGCAGUGGAAUUUGGUUCAAAGUUUUUCCAACAUUCAGAGCCAUCAGCACACGCUAGCUGGAACCUGUCCUCAGAGGCUUGGGUGCCAGCUCCUCCAACCCUUUCUCAAGCUCACAGAUACCAGCCCUUGCCAAGCAGUGGUCACUUACAGAAAAACGACUUUCAGCUCCUCCUCCUGCCGGUGCUACUUCCUUGA
Molecule: messenger RNA, 819 nt
Organism: Balaenoptera acutorostrata (minke whale)
Lineage: Eukaryota; Metazoa; Chordata; Mammalia; Artiodactyla; Balaenopteridae
Exons: 3
Coding region: 1-819 (272 amino acids)
Biological process (GO): protein import into mitochondrial matrix
Cellular component (GO): TIM23 mitochondrial import inner membrane translocase complex
Source: RefSeq, a predicted model, not a curated record